AUGCCCUGGACAGCCAGUACACCCCCUCCAGGGGGGGAACUUCCCACAACUAGUAGACCUCCAGCGGACAAAGACACCCACCAUGCCCUGACCCCCAGCAGACGGCCAGCAACCCCUCCAAACAAAAAAAAAACUAGUAGACUCCAGGGGACAAGGACAGGAAACCCCAGCAUGGCCCAACCUGACCCCCAGCAGACUCCCAGCCAGACACCCCCGCCUUUUUUUUUUUCCCCCCCACAACUAGUACGACUCCCCAGGGGACCAGACACCCACCAUAACCCCAUUUGCCCUGACCCAGCAGACGCCAGUACCCCAAAACCCUACCACAACUAUACCCCUCCACAACUAGUAGAGUCCCCACCCAGGGACAAGACCCCACACCCCAAAAAAUGCCCUGACCCCAGCAGACGACCAGUACCCGGCCUACCACAAAAAAAAACUAGUAGACUCCAGGGACAAGACACCCACCAUGCCCGACCCCCAGCAGACGCCAGCACCCCUACCCCGGGCCUCCACAACUAG
Macrobrachium nipponense is the source of this 522-nucleotide messenger RNA. RefSeq lists its product as uncharacterized. The record is from RefSeq and is a predicted model, not a curated record. Bases 1 to 522 code for a protein of 173 amino acids. NCBI's taxonomy places the organism in Eukaryota, Metazoa, Arthropoda, Malacostraca, Decapoda, Palaemonidae. The transcript has 2 exons.